Pyricularia pennisetigena is the source of this 246-nucleotide messenger RNA. RefSeq lists its product as uncharacterized. The annotation marks the transcript as partial. NCBI's taxonomy places the organism in Eukaryota, Fungi, Ascomycota, Sordariomycetes, Magnaporthales, Pyriculariaceae. The record is from RefSeq and is a predicted model, not a curated record. The transcript is spliced from 3 exons.
AUGGGGAGGGUGCUUGGGGGGGACCUUACCACGCGCUCCGGCCCCAUCAGGGAAAUCUCUGCGCAAGACUUAAGUCCGUGGGUGGUGAUGAUGGUGGUAACGCCGAGGUCAACGUCCUUUUCUGUAGCUCUCGUAGUCCAUCAUCGCUUUGACAGCCUGGUAAAUUACACGGCAUGGUCCAUUAAAACACGCUGCAAUCUCCUGCACCAGACCCUCUCCCAUUGCCCUCCCUACCUGGAGACCUUA